This is a messenger RNA of Alexandromys fortis (reed vole), 4146 nucleotides long. It is a transcript of the gene Snap47, whose product is annotated as synaptosome associated protein 47. The record is from RefSeq and is a predicted model, not a curated record. Gene Ontology annotation, cellular component: plasma membrane; SNARE complex. Lineage: Eukaryota; Metazoa; Chordata; Mammalia; Rodentia; Cricetidae. Gene Ontology annotation, biological process: synaptic vesicle priming; synaptic vesicle fusion to presynaptic active zone membrane; exocytosis. The transcript is spliced from 7 exons. The coding region runs from base 454 to 1710 and encodes 418 amino acids. Gene Ontology annotation, molecular function: SNAP receptor activity; syntaxin binding.
GCAGAGCGCUCGCCCGGUGGCGGACCUGCUUCCCAGCGGCUGGUGUCAGUGUUUGGUGGUCCAGUGGCGCUUGCCACUGCGUCUCCUGUGCGCUCCUCUUGUCUCAGGGUCCACACAGGACUCCUACUCUACCUGUACUGGUGGAGGCAAGUUACACCAAACAAAGAAUUCAGGAACAGAGCAUCUCUGGAAGCCCUCUCAGUAUGUGACCAGGUGCCCACGGAGUGCACAAGGCUUCUGUGAAGGUCACCUUCAGUGCACAGAGCGAGUUACCUUGGGAAAUCUCUCAGCUACAAAGCUUCAUGAAACUGCUUUCACUUUGGAACGUGGAAUUUGGAGCGACCUAAAUCUGUGUUGCGGGACCAUGGUCACUCAGAUGGCUCCAGAAGAAGCAUUUGUUAUUUGAGGGGCAGCUACUACAGUCUUGCGUGUAGCACAGCUACCUAGGGACAGAUGAGCAGUGAUGUGCGCGUCCACUCCUGGCCUUGCUCCUACUACCUGAACCUUGAGAAGCAAUGGGUUCCUGGGAAGCUGACUCUGACACCUCGGUCACUGAAGUUCAGUGCGGACAGAACUGAAGAGGUCCUUGUGGGCCUGCCUCUCUCCAGUAUCACUGAGAUCAGGAAGGAGUCUUCUCUCUUUAUCUUCAGUGCCAUCACAGUCCUGGAGAAGGGCCAGGCCAAACACUGGUUCAGUUCACUGCGGCCCAGUCGCAAUGUUGUCUUCAACAUCAUCGAGCACUUCUGGAGGGAGCUGCUACUGUCCCAGCCAGGCACUGCUGCCAGGACAGCCUCCCCCAUGACCAGGGGGCAGGAGCUGUUGGGACUGAUGGCUAGUUCCCAGAGACGCAUGGAAGACACAUCAAAGGUCCUUCAUCACCAGGGCGAGCAGCUGGACAGCGUCAUGAGGGGCCUGGAGAAGAUGGAGUCAGAUCUAGAUGUGGCUGACAGAUUGCUGACAGAAUUGGAGUCUCCUUCCUGGUGGCCUUUUAGCUCUAAGCUUUGGAAGACGCCGGCAGAAGCCAAACCCAAGGAAGGUGUCUCUGCAGCCGCUUGUGAGCCCUUUGGAAAGGAAGGGGUAGUGAUCAGAGUCCCUGCUAUUGUUUCUCAGAGAACAGAGUCUCAUGCCAAGCCAGGAAAGCUCACUGUCCUGGUCUCUGCUUUGGAAAUCCACGACUCCAGUUCAUCGCUCCUGCACAGGUUUGAGAGGGAAGAUGUGGAUGAUAUCAAGGUUCACUCUCCUUAUGAGGUCAGCAUACGCCAGCGGUUCAUCGGGAAGCCAGACGUGGCUUACCGGCUGAUAUCUGCCAAGAUGCCAGAGGUCAUUCCCAUUUUAGAAGUGCAGUUCAGCAAGAAGAUUGAGCUCCUGGAAGAUGCCCUAGUGCUUAGGAGCUGGGCCCAGACUGCCCCUGCAGAGGGUAGCUGCUUCAUGCGUGCAGCUUCCAGACUGAUGGGCUGCACUCCGCCCCGAGAGCUGCCCAUGGGAGGCCAGGAAGGCGAGCAGCUGCAACUGCAGAGGAACUGGCCACUACUCUCUGAGGGGGAAGCCCAGGAGCUGACACAGAUCCUGAGCAAGCUGAAGGGACUGGCACUGGACACCGAGGCAGAGCUCGAGCGCCAGGAUGAAGCUCUGGACGGCAUCACCGAGGCUGUGGACCAGGCUACCCUGACUGUGGACAAGCAUAACCGGCGUAUGAGGAAGCUGCUGUAGCGGAGCAAGUUGCAGAGCGGUCCCCCUGGCAUGGUGCUCUUGAUUCUGAUGUUUCCAGGCCUGUGUCCUUUGCACUGGAAUCUGGGAAGCCAUUCGUGGUGCUGUGGAACUGUGACACCUUCCUAAGGAUGGGCCACCAAGAGGAGCCAUGGCAUGCAUGAGUAUGAUGUGUUUUCCAGGUGCCCUUAGCAUGUGGGCCAAGUCCUGUUCAGGUAAGGAUGGCCACCACGGCGUAGCCAUCCUCCCUGUACUCUCUGAGACCCCAGUUUUAUGCUGUUGUUAUGGGACUGUGACCCAGGUUGCCGUGCACAAAUCACAUCAUAUUAUCAUCGUUUCAGCUGAACAGUAAAGAAAAUGCCAGUCAUUCUGAGGGAUGAGUACUUGGUCUAACUCUGCUGUUCACUUGCCACAGGCAUUGAUUCCCCUUUAAGAUGCUGCUGUAGCGGGGCUGAAGAGAUGGCUCAGUGGUUAAGAGCAUUGCCUGCUCUUCCAACAGUCCUGAGUUCAGUUCCUGGCAACCACAUGGUGGCUCACAACCAUCUGUAAUGAGGUCUGGUGCCCUCUUCUGGCCUGCAGACAUACAUACAAGACAGAGUAUUGUAUAUAUAAUAAAUAAAUAAAUGUUAAAAAAAAAAAAAAAAAGAUGCUGCUAUAGCCCCUGCCACCUUAUCCUGGUCGUCAGUUAGUGUUCUGUAGAGGAACAAAUCUAGUAGCCUCGGUGUAUGUAUUGCUUACGUCAUAGGGCUGAGUCCAAGCACAGCCAUGUGCACCCUGGAGAGUCAGAGAACACCAUAGCUGCCCAGGCCAAGACUCCAGACCCUCCAACAGCCCCAGCUCUGAAGGCCUGGAAGCUCCUGGAACACUGGUCUUCAUUCUGCAUUUAUAGGUCAAAGAUAAUGGGAGCCGGGCACUCUCAGAGAGAGGGCCCACACACUUAGCACACACUGCUUCCUCCACCACCCCUUUAGGCUGCCCACAGUCAAGUCAAUCCCCUUUUUCCUAGUCCCUGUCCCUCUGGAAGCAUACACACCCCAUUCCCAGACACACAGGCAUGUCUCACCACUCCUAGACAGCUCUUAAUCUAGUAAAUUGAUGACCACGACCAGACAUGCUGCUGGCCUUGCCCUUGCAGACAGCCCGCCCCCAGCGCAGUGCCUCCGCAGCAGAUGCCUCUGCUUCUAGGGAAACAGACACAGUGCUGAUCCCCAGGCUACUCAGAAAUGUGCCUAGGUGCCUGCUAAGAGGGCCCAAGCUAUGCCCUAUUGUUUGCCUUUGCUGGUCUUGUGUGUUUUCAGUGCGGGUUCUCAUGUCUCUGCUAGGAGCUACUUCCACAAGCCCCUUCCCAGUGGACUCUGGGCUUGUUUAUUUGUGCAGGGGAGGAGGGUGGGUUUUGUUUUGUUUUGUUUUUUUGAGACAGGUUCUCAUUCUAGUCCAAGCUGGCUUCAGACUUACCACAGUCCUCCUGUCUCAGCCUUCCAAGUGCUAGGAUUAUGGGUAUGUGCUCCCUUACCUGGCCCCGUCACAAGGUCACUGGUGUAUGGGGAUGUCUGUUUGAUUCCCAGCACCCAUGUCAUGGCUGACAAAUCUCCUGUAAUUCCAGGUCCAAGUGAUCUGGUGCCCUCUUUUGACUUCCAUGGGCACCAGGCACACACAUGGUAAACAGACAUAUAUUUAAGCAAAACAUUAAUACACAAAAAAUAAAAAUAAAUACAAUUUAAAAAAAAAAAAAGGUAGAGUUCAGAGGGUGGGUGUGUGGAGACCUGUGGCUUUCACAAGAGGUUUUCUCCUGGGGUUCCACACCAGUGUACAUCCACACGUUUCGAAUGGAAAGAGAGAGCACCACCCAGUAGCUCCUAAGAUGUGUUCGAACAUUCUGAGAAACUCAUUUCUGAACAAGUUGUUGGAAUUUGUGUGGUCUGUAAGUUGAGGUACUGCCCAAACCCAGGGCCAGAAGGGACCUCCGUGAAGACCGGGGGCAGGCUUGCCUGGUGUCCCUAGCACAGACUGAGUGACGAGGAGCGCACUGGGAGGCACCCACAUGUUCUUAAGUUCCAGGAAUGUGCUCAAAGCUUGAUUCUGUUGGGGAGGUUCUGCAGGCUGCGCUCCCCUGUGUCCCUGUGUCCUACUCCUCAGUGUAGUCUACAGAGUCUGGUUGUCUGGUUCCUCUUCCUCCAGCUAGGCACCACAUCCUAAUAAACUCUCCAAAUAAACUUUUCCUCAGCCCUUUUGAGCAGAAAAGCCACAGGUUGCUCGUUCUUGACCCAGAGGCACUUCUCAGCCUCCCCACACGGGGAUUCUGGACAGACUGACAAGGUGUGGGGUAGGAAGACUGAGUGGUUAGGUUCUGUGGGGGAGUGUUGGGGUGACUGUUCCAGGGAGGCCUCCCAGGAUUCACAGGAAACUGCUUUGGAGGCACAGUGUGCAGAACCCCCAGUG